This is a messenger RNA of Rhododendron vialii, 1048 nucleotides long. RefSeq lists its product as uncharacterized. The transcript has 6 exons. Lineage: Eukaryota; Viridiplantae; Streptophyta; Magnoliopsida; Ericales; Ericaceae. The record is from RefSeq and is a predicted model, not a curated record. Bases 113 to 718 code for a protein of 201 amino acids.
AACAGAACCAAUUCCGCACUCGAAAACUUCCGCACAGAGCACAGAAGAAACAGUUAUACUGGAGAGAGAAAAUUUGGAGCUAGGAUUUCGGUUGGCGAGAUAGUGCGAGAAAAUGGCGAGAAGCGUGGAGGGGGAGGGGGAGGGAGAGAACUCGCAGCGAGGAGGUACCAGUGGGACUAAUAACGGCAUCAGAGUCAGGGCGAGGCCGGAUGCUUUCCUGAUCGUCUGCCGAUGCUUCAGCUUCGUAACGUCGGUGGCCGCCUUCCUUUGCAUUGCCGUUAAUGUCUACGCUGCCGUCGUUUCGUUCAAAGACGGAUCCGAUAUAUUUGACGGGAUAUUUCGGUGCUAUGCGGUUGUGAUUGCGUUGUUUGUUGUUGUUGCUGAGACUGAAUGGGGAUUCGUCAUCAAGUUCUUCAAGGUGUUGGAGUAUUGGGUGGGGAGGGGUAUGCUGCAGAUUUUCGUUGCAGUGAUGACAAAAGCUUACCCUGAGGACGCUAAUGAUCAGACGGUGCUCGUUCUUCUCCAAAACAUAGCAAGCUACAUGCUUCUUGCUUGUGGUGUUGUUUACAUUAUUUCGGGAAUUUUAUGCAUUGGCCUUCUCAAACGUGCUCGCCAGAAGAAAGAAGUUUCAAGGGAUCAAGCUGUUAAGGAUUUGCAAGAGUUAGAGAGGCGUAGAGAGGAACUAGAAGCUUUGUUAAUAGUUGAAGAAAGAGCUUGAGACAGCGACAAAGGGUUUUACCCGUAGGCCAUCACACUUCCGAGCUUGAACUUGAAGACUACAAAAUUGAGUUUUUCACCACGGUCACGAAUUUUCUCUUCUUGUGUAGGUUCAUUUCUUCUGAUCGAGUGUAGUUUUUUUGGAGACUUUGUACCUUGACGGGGCGAAUUCAUUUUGAGAUCGCGUAGAAUUGUGAAAAAUGCCUCGGUAGUUGUGAAUGCUCGAAUAGUGCUCGACUCAUUGUACUUGUAUUUAGAGAGAGGAUAUCAGAUAUCAUUUGUCAACUGAACCAUUUUUGUUCCUCAAUUCAUCGUGAUUCAUAUUCCACCA